AUGGCCUCCAUAAUCCAUACCCAAUUAGCCACUCCUUCCAAACUCAACCUUUCAUGGCGGCGCACGUUAGCACCCGACUCCCUUGCCUCCACUUCCUCCUACUCCCACUCUUCUUGUGCUGCCACUACAAGUAAAGGAAGGGGUAAUGUGGUGUCGACGCAUAUAAUAAAGUGUAAUGCUCAGGCGGCACCAGGGGCUGUCAAUUUGGCGCCAGGGACACCGGUGAGGCCUACGAGCAUACUUGUAGUGGGUGCCACCGGAACAUUGGGCAGACAGAUAGUGAGGAGGGCAUUAGAUGAGGGCUAUGAUGUACGUUGCCUUGUCCGCCCCAGGCCUGCCCCUGCUGAUUUUCUGCGUGAUUGGGGCGCCACUGUUGUUAAUGCUGACUUAAGUAAACCUGAAACUAUACCAGCAACAUUAGUUGGCAUUCACACGGUUAUCGAUUGUGCUACAGGACGUCCUGAGGAGCCAAUAAAAACCGUAGAUUGGGAAGGAAAGGUAGCUCUUAUACAAUGUGCAAAGGCCAUGGGUAUCCAGAAAUUUGUCUUCUUUUCAAUUCAUAACUGCGACAAGCAUCCAGAAGUUCCACUCAUGGAGAUCAAGAACUGUACUGAGAAGUUUCUUAGGGAUUCAGGACAGAACCAUAUCAUUAUUCGUCUAUGUGGCUUCAUGCAGGGCCUGAUUGGACAGUAUGCAGUACCUAUAUUGGAAGAGAAAUCUGUUUGGGGUACUGAUGCUCCUACAAGAAUAGCAUACAUGGAUACCCAAGACAUUGCUCGAUUAACAUUUAUAGCUCUACGCAAUGAGAAUAUCGAUGGGAAGCUUCUGACUUUUGCCGGACCUCGUGCAUGGACAACCCAAGAGGUGAUCACAUUGUGUGAGAGGCUGGCUGGUCAAGAUGCCAAUGUGACCACCGUCCCCGUCUCAGUUUUGAGAUUUACACGCCAGCUGACUCGUUUGUUUGAGUGGACUAGUGACGUUGCUGAUAGAUUGACAUUUUCAGAGGUUCUUUCUAGCGAUACUGUUUUCUCGGUCCCUAUGAAUGAGACAUACAACCUUCUUGGUGUGGAUGCAAAAGAUAUUGUUUCCUUAGAGAAAUAUCUUCAGGAUUAUUUCACCAAUAUAUUGAAGAAGUUGAAGGAUCUCAAAGCACAGUCAAAGCAAACUGACAUUUUCUUUUGA
Messenger RNA from Fraxinus pennsylvanica, 1182 nucleotides. The record is from the annotation of a GenBank genome assembly. NCBI's taxonomy places the organism in Eukaryota, Viridiplantae, Streptophyta, Magnoliopsida, Lamiales, Oleaceae.